Vombatus ursinus (common wombat) is the source of this 2620-nucleotide messenger RNA. RefSeq names its product transcription factor Spi-B-like. Gene Ontology annotation, cellular component: nucleus. NCBI's taxonomy places the organism in Eukaryota, Metazoa, Chordata, Mammalia, Diprotodontia, Vombatidae. Gene Ontology annotation, biological process: regulation of transcription by RNA polymerase II; cell differentiation. The transcript is spliced from 6 exons. The record is from RefSeq and is a predicted model, not a curated record. Bases 360 to 1226 code for a protein of 288 amino acids. Gene Ontology annotation, molecular function: sequence-specific DNA binding; DNA-binding transcription factor activity, RNA polymerase II-specific.
CCAGUCCCAGCUUUCCCCACCCUCAAGUCAGGGACAAAAUUCAGGUAUCCAACCUAGUAAUCCCACCCCCUUUGAAGCCCCAGGUAUCUGGCACCUAGGACAUCUGGAACCCAGGCAUCCAGUCUUAACCCUCAGGACUAGGGCACCUCCCCUCCCCCAGGGAACCAGGUAUCUGCUUUACCCCAACCCCCCUCUCUAAAUCCAAGUGUUCUGCAGCCCCCGGCCCUCCUCAGGCACCAAGGAACCCUGCCACCCUAGAGACCUGGUGGUACGGGUGCCCUGCUCUCCCCUCCCAUCCCCAGUCACAUGACUCGUUGAGCAAUCCCCCAUCUCCAGGGCCCCCCCUGAGGGGAUUUUCGAUGAGGUCACUGGGCCCCGCCCCUCCCCUCCCUGGCUAUAAGGUGAUGGCAAUGCCAGGACGCAGCCCAGACCCUGUGCCAUCCCCAGAGCUCUGCCCCACCAUGCUCACGCUGGAGGCUGCACAGUUGGAGGAUUCGCACUUUUCUUGCCAGUACUCAGAUGGAGUCUUCUACGAUCUGGACAGCAGCAAACACCCCGGCUACGUGGACCCCGAAGGCAUGGUGGACUCCCUGUGGGGCUGGACAGAGCCACCGCCCAGCCUGGCCACUGCCUAUGAGCCCUUCGACCCCUCGGCAGCCUCACUUGGCCAACUCCAGGGUCUUCAACUCUCCUACCUGCCUGUCAGCUAUGGCCCCAUUGGGCAGCUGGAGCCGGCCCCGGGCCCAGGGCUCAGCACCUACCCGGAGGAGGAUUUUGGAGGCCAGCCCCUGGCCUCAUUUACCCAGUUCCCCAGUCCUGGCUUAUCUGAGGACGAGGAGUUCCCAGGGGAUAGCCCAGCCCUGGAGGUGUCUGACAGUGAGUCGGAUGAGGUCCCGGCAGCUGGAGGGGAAGGGACAGGAGCCGAUGCAGGUGCCCGGAAGAAGCUCCGUCUCUACCAGUUCUUGCUGGGGCUGCUGACCCGCGGGGACAUGCGGGAGUGCGUGUGGUGGGUAGAACCCGGGGCCGGCGUCUUCCAGUUCUCGUCCAAGCACAAGGAGGCCCUGGCCAGGCGCUGGGGCCAGCAGAAAGGCAACCGCAAGCGGAUGACCUACCAGAAACUGGCCCGGGCCCUCCGCAACUACGCCAAGACCGGAGAGAUCCGCAAGGUCAAGAGGAAACUCACGUACCAGUUUGACAGCACCCUGCUGACCCCCCGGCGGGCGUGAGGGCCCCGGCCGCGGGGGGACGGCUGUCUCGGGCCCCGAGGCGUCUCAGAGAUCCCCCUGCUGUCGCCAAGAGUGCCUUGGGGUGCCCUGUCCCUCCGAGUUCAGAGCCUGUGAAGGCUCCCCAUCAGAAGGCACACCCUGUCUGGGGCUGUCUUAGGGCCUCAGGCAUCCCUGGCCUAGGAUGAUUCCAGCGCUAGCUUCUUGGGAAUGGGUCCCCUGGCAGUCUGUAGCCCUUGCCCCUUUUCCUGACCCGGGCCGGGGGUCAGGAGGAUCCAGCCCCGACAUGCCCUGUGACUUUGGGGGAGAUGGGCCUCGAGUCCUUAGCUGUAAACACAAGGGACUGCAGCCUCCAACUGCUAAGGGCCCAGUGGUCCAGGCCCCUUCCCGCCUGAGCGGAUGCCGGCUCGGACCGUGCUGCCCUGCCUGGGUGACCCCCUCUCCACCAGAGCUCCGGACUAAGUCACCAGGCCUAGGGAAAUCAAAGGCAUCAGCACAGCCAAGGGUCUGCCGAGGGCUCAGACAUAGAUUUUGGACUGGGGGGAACCAUAUAGCACUGGAAAAGAGGGAGAGAAAUGUGGGACCAAGGGUCCCAGGCUCUGGUCAAAACCUGGUUUCAGAUCCUGGCCCCCUCAAUGGCUGCCUGGGUAACCUACUCUGGCCCUUGUCUCUCUCUAAGCUGUGUGACCUUGGCCGUGCCUCAGUUCCCCCAUGUGUAAAAAGAGGGGGUUUCCCCCGGAAUGAUCCCUAAGGUCUCUCUGGCUUUUUCCUUCGGUGACAUUUCAGACCUGGCCCUGACUCAUUGUGCAAUCUUGAGUGUGUUGUCCCUUCUGGGCCUCAGUUUCUCCCUGAGGGAGUUUGACCAGAUGACCCCCAAGGUUCUGUCUGGCUUGGAGGUUGUAUACUGGGAUCUGAAGGGUUCUGGGGAUUCCCAAAGUGGUACGGGCGCCCUCUGAAGUACUGAGUGCCCUUUCCCUGGACGAUGGGGUUUAUUGUCAUCUGGGCCUCUGGGAGUCCUUCCAAGUCUGAGGCCCUGGGACCCCUGCCCACUGGAGCUUUCUCUGAGGUGGGGUGGUUCCCCACAAUCCUCCUCAGCUGGUUCCGGGGCCAUUCUCCCUCAGUGCCCCCUAGGUCUCCUCCCUACCUGUCACCUGGAGAGGGGAUGGGUCAGGGGUGUACAGAGCGGCCCAGAAUCCUUUGGGCUUAGGAGAGCCUGGCCUCAGAGUCCAUUGCAGGGAAGCCAGGAAGACUUAGGCUGGGCCCCUGACCUCCAAAGCGGAGUCCAUCCCUCCCCACCAAGAAACCAAGCUCCCUGCCCCUUCCUGCCAGGGACCUCGGGGUCAUGUCUCACCUUACAAAGUAAUGAAUUCUGCAAAUAAAAGAUGAACACACGCCAA